Neurospora crassa OR74A is the source of this 922-nucleotide messenger RNA. RefSeq lists its product as hypothetical. The transcript has 2 exons. The coding region runs from base 324 to 740 and encodes 138 amino acids. The record is from RefSeq and is a predicted model, not a curated record. Lineage: Eukaryota; Fungi; Ascomycota; Sordariomycetes; Sordariales; Sordariaceae.
CAAAGUCCUACCUGUAUCGUUAUGUCCUAUGUUUCUUCACUUGCCCAAAUCCCACCCCCCUUUUCAUCGAAGCUCAGCCACGGCAAGAAGGACCACCCCUCCAAUCUCAAAAGCCUCUUGGUAUGUCACGCACGCUUCAGGUUUGUUCGACGUGUCAGUUACUCUGCAAGAAUUCAAGAGCAGAGCUCAGCCAGUAUCAAGAUGACGAGGCGAUGCUGUGAAAUCGAGGCUUCAAGGUUGGGAAAUGGUUUCCCGUCGUCGUCGGUGCUCCCGCCUGCCUCGAAGCCCCAUAUUGCAGUGCCGGCCCGCAUGGAACCGCAAGCAUGGCCGACAGCUGCCACAAGCACAGACCACAAAAAACAGACGCCAAUCAUCUGGCUCCACACGGAAUAACCGCGCCUUACAUAAUCCGCCGCAAAGAUUUAACGACACACAAAACUUUUCCUGCGCAAAGUUUGGACUUGUCAAUCUCUCUUCCAACCAGUCAGCCCAACAACGAGGACAACGACAAUGUGCGAGCAACACAACCUCCGAUCCUGAUCGAAAGUUCAGAACUGGGUGGCCAAUGUUGCAUCGCACGGAGCAAGCCAGCGCUGUCUUGCGAUAGACUGCUCUGGGGAAGGGCCGCAAUUGACGCUGUUAUGAAGUUAUUUUAUCUUUCGGUCGUCUUUUGGAUUCCUCUCGGAACAGUUCGCAGCAGCAACGGCAAGCUCAGUCGCUCGACAACGGGUAUGCAAUGAUGUGCGGCAAUGGGUGGUGAUAGCUCAUUUGCGCUUCGUUGCGUUGCUCCUUCACAUCAAAUAUCACAAGUGUUCUAGAUGUUACUCUUGUCCGGAAGCUUGUGGUGGAUGGUGUGGUUGGUUGGUGUAUCCGCGGUUGGAUGUAGAUUCCUAGGCUUGAAAAUAAGAUCAUUUUGCAAAUA